Messenger RNA from Coniosporium apollinis CBS 100218, 1266 nucleotides. RefSeq lists its product as uncharacterized. The record is from RefSeq and is a predicted model, not a curated record. NCBI's taxonomy places the organism in Eukaryota, Fungi, Ascomycota, Dothideomycetes. Gene Ontology annotation, molecular function: borate efflux transmembrane transporter activity; solute:inorganic anion antiporter activity. Gene Ontology annotation, cellular component: fungal-type vacuole; plasma membrane. Gene Ontology annotation, biological process: monoatomic ion homeostasis; transmembrane transport; monoatomic anion transport. The transcript has 2 exons. Bases 1 to 1266 code for a protein of 421 amino acids.
AUGCGUUAUGUCACAACAUUCUCCACAGAGAUAUUUUCUCUGCUCAACAGCAUCAUCUACUUUCACAAGGCUGUACAAGAGCUGCAGCGGGCCCAAAGGGACUUGUCGUUUGCUGCUUUCCUAUACUCCGUCAUCGGAGCCAUCGGCACAUUCAUCGUCGCAGUCUUUCUGUCGUCCGCAGAGAGUUGGAAGCCGCUGUUCCACCGGUACAUCCGCAUGGGGCUCCGAGAGUAUGCAGCGGCCAUCAGCAUCAUCAUAUUCAUCGGGCUGCCCCAUGUUGGCCAACUAGCGAGUCUAGACAAGGAAACACUUCACGUCACCAAUUCGUUCCGGCCUACAAGUCCUGAUCGGACCGUAUUUUUCGUUCAAUUCUGGCGUUUGCCCAUCACCUGGGUCUUCGCAGCACUUGUACCGGGCUUCAUCAUCACCGUUCUGUUCUUCUUUGAUCAUGAGGUCAGCAGUAUCAUUUGCACGAUCGACCGCUAUGGUACUCGAAAGCCUGGUGGCUUCGCAUGGGAUAUAGUGCUGCUGGGUACAACCACCGCAUUGUGUGGCAUAUUAGGCAUUCCUCCAGCCAACGGACUGCUGCCUCAAGCUCCGCUUCACUCGGAGAGCCUGAUGCACGACGAAAGGGAGAACAUCUCGACCGUAGGACAAGGCGGCGAACCAGUAGUGCAGACCGGAGUCUCGCGCCGUGUCUACGAACAACGUUGGAGUCAUUUCCUACAUGCGUGCGGCAUCCUUUGCUUCGUAAGCCCGCCAUUUAUGCACGUCCUAGGUCUUACGCCAACGAGCGUCUUGGCCGGCUUGUUCCUCUUCAUGGGCGAGCAGAGCCUUUCAGUCAAUCCUAUUCUAUACCGAACGUUUUACCUCUUAACCCCUCCUGCUGAGCUGCCAAAGCUUCCAAGGAGCGUCACGAACUACUUGCCCAUCCAUGCGUAUACAGUAACGCAGAUCUUGGUCACUGCAGGUAUCUUCAUCAUGACUCUGACUGUAGCCGGACCUGCGUUUCCGAUAAUCAUCAUCGCGCUGGUCCCCGUUCGGCUACUCUUGAUGAACAAGAUCUGGAACCGAGAAACUCUCCGAUUCGUCGAUGCUUGGGCCUGUCGGGAUGGUACGCCGGAAGACGACGAGGACCGCCGGCGUGGAAGGGAGAAGACUAGUCCAAGAGUCGGUGCAGCAGAUAUUGAAGGUGGCGUUGUCUCGAUUGAAAUGACUGCCUCUCGUGGUGAUAGGCAGUUCGCCCGGUCGCCGGAGGCUAGCUAA